Molecule: messenger RNA, 2610 nt
Organism: Medicago truncatula (barrel medic)
Lineage: Eukaryota; Viridiplantae; Streptophyta; Magnoliopsida; Fabales; Fabaceae
Product: G-type lectin S-receptor-like serine/threonine-protein kinase LECRK1
Exons: 1
Coding region: 94-2196 (700 amino acids)
Biological process (GO): protein phosphorylation; recognition of pollen
Molecular function (GO): protein serine/threonine kinase activity; ATP binding
Source: RefSeq, a predicted model, not a curated record
CUAUGCCGUGCAUUACAAUUUGCAACAAAUUCAAGCUAGACUAGUCAUUUUGGACCAUUAUUAUCUUCUUUUCUAUCACCACCAUCAAUUCCUAUGUCUUUAGCUAUGUUUCUACCAUGCAUUAUUCUUGUACUAAUUUCAUCACUAAAUGUCUUAUAUGCCAUAGACUUAAAAUCAAGCAUCACUGCUGGUUCAAAUUCAACUUGGAAAUCACCUUCUGGCUAUUUCGAAUUCGGAUUCUACCCUCUUCCCAAUGGUCUUUUUCUACCAGGAAUAUGGUUUGCAAAAAUCCCACAAAAAACAUUUGUAUGGUACCAAACUCCCUCAGUUGAAACAAAUUCCUUACUCCAACUCACAUCUGAAGGACACCUUCUGAUAACAUAUCCUAAUGGAACCACUUCUCAUACCAUAGACAACAUUGGAGGAUAUAGUGAAGCUGCAAAUUCUGCUUAUAUGCAAGACGAUGGAAAUUUCGUCUUGAAAGACUCCAACCUAAGAACUGUUUGGGACAGUUUUAAUUCUCCAUCUAACACAAUCUUACCUGGACAAACCUUGAAAAGCAAUCAAAUUCUUUAUUCUAAAGGAAAAGGUGAUUCAAACUACUCAAUGGGAAAUUUCAUGCUUGAAAUGCAGGCUGAUGGUAACUUGAUCCUCAAGGCACACCAAUGGUCAGAUCCUUCAUACUGGUACACUUCAACUUUAGUCUCAAAUUUGAGUUUGGUUUUCAAUGAAACUAGUUCUUUAUUGUAUCUUGCAACUGGAAUUGGAAACAUUAUUUACUCAUUAACAAAAAGUACUCCAACUCCAGUAAAAGAUUACUAUCACCGCGCUACAAUUGAUGAAAAUGGCAAUUUCCAACAAUAUGUGUAUCACAAAAGAAAUGGAACAAAUUGGGAAAGGGUUUGGAGAGCUAUAGAUGAUCCAUGUAGAGUGGAUUAUGUUUGUGGAAUUUAUGGUUUAUGCACUUCUCCUGAUAAUGAAUCAGUGAAUUGUGAGUGUAUUCAAGGUUAUAUUCCAUUGGAUCAAGAAGAUGUGUCUAAAGGGUGUCGUCCGAAAACUGUAAUCAAUUAUUGUAGUGGACCUUCAAUGAUGAAUUUUGAGCUGCGUGUGUUUGAUGACACUGAUUUUCAAUUUUAUCCUGAUUUUGCUCUCAUUAAUGAUGUUGAUUUGGAAAGUUGUAAGAAAUCUGUGAUAGAUGAUUGCAAUAUCAUUGCUGCUACUUAUAAUUCUUCAACUUCAACAUGUGCUAAGAAGAGAAUGCCGUUGCUGAAUGCUAGAAACAGUUCAUCUUCCAAGGGACAAAAAGCACUUCUCAAAGUUCCUUAUAGUAAUAAUGAGUCCAACACAAUUGAAGUUUCAAAGAACAAGAGUUUUAAUGUGAGAGUUUUUUUGAAGGUUAUGGUUGCAAUUAGUGCAACUCUUGCAUGCUUCUUUGGAGCUCUUGCUGCUUAUUAUCAUCCUUUUGUAAAGAGACUAAUAACAAGAAGAAAGAAGUAUCUAAAUGCAACAGCUAUUGGAAUCAACUUUAGAGAAUUCACAUUCCAAGAGCUGCAUGAAGCAACAGAUGGAUUUAGUAGGAUUCUUGGCAGGGGAUCUUCAGGGAAAGUCUAUCACGGUACUUUGAUUAUAGAUGAUACGGAAAUUGGUAUUGCAGUGAAGAAGCUUGAAAAGAAGAUUGAGAAAAGUGAGAAUGAGUUCAUGACUGAGCUCAAAAUUAUAGGUCUUACACAUCACAAAAAUUUGGUGAAACUUUUGGGAUUUUGCAUGGAGGACAACCAUAGACUACUUGUCUAUGAGCUAAUGCCAAACGGAGCGUUGUCAAGUUUAUUGUUUGGAGAAGGAGAGAGACCUCAAUGGAGUCAAAGGGUUGAAAUGGCUCUUGGAAUAGCAAGAGGCUUACUCUACUUGCAUGAAGAGUGUGAAACGCAGAUCAUACAUUGUGAUAUCAAGCCACAAAAUGUGUUACUUGAUGCUAAUCAUAUUGCAAAGAUUGCAGAUUUUGGACUUUCCAAGCUUUUGAACAAAGAUCAAACCAGAACAAGUACAAAUUUUAGAGGGACAAUAGGGUACAUAGCACCUGAAUGGUUAAGGAGUGCACCGAUAACUGCAAAAGUUGAUGUUUUCAGCUAUGGAGUUAUGCUACUUGAGAUCAUUUGUUGUAGGAGGCAUGUUGAGUCAUAUAUAUCAGAAUCAUGAUGAGGAUGAAAGAGGAAGUGAAGAUGAUGAUUUGGUUCUUGUUAAUUUGGUUUUAAGGUGCAUGGUUACUAGGAAACUGGAGAUAGUGGUAAGUCAUGACUUAGAAGUACUCAAUGAUUUCAAGAGGUUUGAGCAAAUGGCUUUGGUUGGAUUAUGGUGUCUUCAUCCAAACCCAACUCUUAGACCUUCAAUGAAGAAAGUGACUCAAAUGCUAGAGGGAACAGUGGAAGUUGGGGUUCCACCUUUGCUUUAUGAUCAGAUGAUGGCAAAUCAGAACUCUUAUAGUUUGUGAAUGUUAUUAUAUUAUAUUGUUCCACCAAAUUUUGUUUCCAUUUUGGAUCAAAUCUUUCUUUAAGCUUCAACUUCAACAUGUAUGUUAAAUGACAUUGAGAAUGAGUUUUUUCCUUUGGCUUU